AUGGAAGAUGACGAUUUCAUCAUAAAAGAUAAAAAAGUAAAUUAUGAAACGUGUAGCACAGAAACGAUCGCUUCCUAUAUUUCUAUAAAUGAAAAGUGUCAACUGAUAGAAAAGGAAAUAAAUGAAGAUGAAAGUGAUAAUCCUUAUUUGAUAUUCAAUAAAAUAUCAUCCAGUUUAAUAGCUAUGUUACAAGGAGUAGAAGUUUUGUGUAAUCUUUCUAUUAUAUAUCUGUUGAAAGAUAAUUAUCAUUUACACCCAGCUUCACUUAGUAUCGUUAUGUGCUUUAUAAAAAUUCCAUGGUCAGUUAAAUUAAUAUGGGCUGUGAUAUCAGAUAAUUAUCCAAUAUUUGGAUAUAGAAGAAAAUAUUAUUUAUUAUUAGGAUCUUUUUUAUGUAUAUUAUCAUUAAUAUGUCUAGGUUUAAUUACUCAUAAUAAUUUAAUUAUAACCAUAUUUUUAUUGUUUAUAUAUUUUUUUGGAAGUUCUCUUUGUAAUGUGAUAGGAGAAGCUCAAGUAGUAGAAUCGAACAGAAACUGUUCUAUAAACGGCUCUGCUAAAAAUGUGUCUCUUUUUUUUGCCUUUAGAAAAUUAAGCUUUGCUAUCAUGUCUUAUUUAUCAGGAUAUUUAUUAUUACAUAUGAGUAAGAAGCACAUAUUUUUAAUUGGAUCUUUUUUACCCUUAUGUGUAUUUACUUCAG
Plasmodium gaboni is the source of this 694-nucleotide messenger RNA. RefSeq names its product folate transporter 1. The transcript has 4 exons. The record is from RefSeq and is a predicted model, not a curated record. NCBI's taxonomy places the organism in Eukaryota, Apicomplexa, Aconoidasida, Haemosporida, Plasmodiidae. The annotation marks the transcript as partial.